AUGUCGGUGAUCAGCUCUGGUCCGGUUGAUCCAGUGAUCCGGUUUCUUCUGAUGGGCAGAAAGGGAUCUGGGAAAAGCUCAUCUGGAAACACUAUACUAGGAGAAAAGAGGUUUAAAGUUCACAAACAGAAAAAGAAACAUGAAGCUGAAGUGUGUGAGGGUAAAACUCAGAUCAGAGAGAAGCAGGUGUGUGUGACUGAUUGUCCAGAUCUACUGGAUCCAGAUCUGAAUAAAGAGAAGCUUGAGAAAAUGAAAGAUCAGCUGGUCUCACAAUGUUCAUCAGGUCUCAGUGCAGUUCUACUCACCGUUCCUCUAGAGGAACCUGUGGAAAAUGAGGAAGAGCUCCUGGAUUAUAUCAAGUUUUUAUUAGGCCCUGAAGUUCAGAAGUACAUCAUGAUUCUGUUCACACGUGGAGAUGAACUGGAGGAUGAGACUAUCGAUAAAUAUCUACAAGAUCAUGCAGAUCUGCAGCAACUUGUGACUGAAUGUGGAGGAAAGUUUCACUGUUUCAAUAACAAGAAGAUUGUGGAAGGCGAAGUCUCAGAACUACUGCAGAAGAUUGAAGGAAUGGUGGCAGAGAAUGGUGGCAAAUUGAAGAGGAGUGAUAGCAAAGAGACUAUUAUCAGUUUUUCAGAUAUCGGUCUGGAAGAGAUUGAUGUGAUUCCUGAGAGAAAAGACCAGAUCAGGUUGGUUCUGCUGGGAAAAACUGGAUGUGGGAAAAGUGCCACUGGAAACACCAUCAUCGGCAGAAACGUGUUUGCAUCUUCAGUCUGUUCAAACUCUGUGACGAAUCAGUGUCAUUUAGAAUAUACAGUAAGGUUAAGAAAAGCGAUCUCAGUGAUUGACACUCCUGGACUUUAUGAUACUAAACUCAAUGAAAAUGAGGUUAAAACUGAAAUAGUGAAAUGCAUUACAUAUGCUUCUCCUGGACCACAUGCUUUUAUUAUUGUGAUUAGAGUGGGUCGAUUCACUGAGGAGGAGAAAAACACGAUAGAGAGACUUAAAGAAGUGUUUGGAGAACACAUGGAAAAAUAUUCCAUGAUCAUCUUCACCCACAAAGAUGAGUUAGAAAAAAAAUAUAAAACCAUUGAAGAGUUUCUAAAGGAUUGUGAUCCAAAUCUUAAAGAACUUGUAAACAGUUGUGGAAACAGAUUUGUCUGUGUGGACAAUGAGUCUGCCAGUUACACACAGGUCAAAGAUCUGAUCGGUAAAAUAGAGAAGAUGGUGGCAGAAAAUGGAGGACACUUUAGAAAUGACAUGUUUGAUGAAACGGAGAAAUGUAUUAAGGAGAUUCAGAAGAAUAAUAUUUUUGAGAAAGUGAAGAAAUUCAAACAGAAGCGCAAACAAGUCAAUCAAACAGACUGGCAGAACAUAUUUUGGAGAUUAGCAGAUGAGUCACGGCAGGAAGCGAAACAAUGUUUUUCUGACACGUUCAUGGCAGAACUUCUUAUGUAUCCUAAUGUAAAUAUAUCAGAUAUACGCAGAAAACUGGAGAAUGUGGUGACCCUUGAGGAGAAGGAGAGCACCAUAAAGGAGGCUGAGAGUCAAGGAUUCAGACACGCACAGGCUGUUCAGCUUGCAAUCAAAGCCACACGGGAACUAGCAAAACAGAAAAUGUGUACAGUUCAGUGA
Molecule: messenger RNA, 1632 nt
Organism: Pimephales promelas (fathead minnow)
Lineage: Eukaryota; Metazoa; Chordata; Actinopteri; Cypriniformes; Leuciscidae
Source: RefSeq, a predicted model, not a curated record